CCAUUUACAGAAUAGAUGAAGACACAAAUAGAUUUGAUAAAAACGUGCUUUCUGUGGUACAGAAGUAGGUUCCCAAAGUGGAGGACAAGUGGCUUGAUAGAAAUAGCCAACCUGAAAGUACUACAUCAAGCACAUAAAUUGAAAACGCUCGUCGAAGGCAGAAUUUCUGCUAUGUACUCGUGGGGCCGUUGCAGCUCAGGACAACUGGGUCAAGGUGGCAUAGACGAUGCUUACGUUAGCACACCAUUGAGAGUGAAGGCGCCGGUCGAAGACUCCAGGAAUUACCUCAAUUGUGUGAUUUCAGUCGGGUGUGGUUGGGAGCACACUGUGAUUGCGACGGAAGAGGGAGAGUUGUACUCAUGUGGUAGCAAUGAUCACGGGCAGCUGGGACUGACUACAGGAAGGAAGAGAUUUGAGAGGGUCGGAGCAUUGGAAACAAAGUCGAUCACACAGGUAUCAUGUGGGUGUGUACACACAGUUGCCUUGUCAUCAUCAGGAGAAGCGUUCACGUGGGGAUCGAACAGUGAUGCUCAGUUAGGAAUAGCCACAGUUGACAACUGCUCCAGUGUGCCAAGACUUGUCAAAGGUUUAUGCUCAUAUUCUGUUGUUCAAGUCAGUUGUGGAGAUUUACAUACGUUAGUUUUAACUGCAGAUUGUCAAGUUUAUGGUUGGGGAUCAAACAGUCACUGGCAAGUGGGAUUGCCUCAUAGUCGCUCUAACAUUCUAAAACCCGAACGUCUGAAAUUUCCUUUUGGUGUGCCUCUCAUUCAAGUAGCAGCCGGUGGAUAUCACAGUCUAGCAUUGACUGUUAGCGGUCAUUUGUACAGUUGGGGAAAGAAUGAGUUUGGGCAACUGGGAGUGGGUGACAAGUUUAGUCGCUCAUUGCCGACUUUGGUGACAUCAUUGCCACGACAACACAUAUGCUACGUUGCUUGUGGUGAAGAUCACUCAGCUGCGCUAACAAAGUCGGGAGCCGUGUUUACAUUUGGUUCUAGUGGAAAUGGUCAGCUGGGUCAUAACAUGCAAACACAAGAGCUACGACCAAAACAGGUGGCUGAGCUGAUGGGGUCUGAAGUAAUCCAGAUUGCUUGUGGUCGUCAACAUAUGCUAGCUCUCGUUCAAAGUGGACGUUUGUAUUCAUGGGGUUUAGGUGGUAGUGGGCAGCUUGGUCUAAAGAGUACGAAAUCGUGCAGCUCACCAUGUGCAGUAACUGACGCCGAAUGGACAUCGAGGGCCACUGUGGUACAAAGAAUCUGUGCUGGAGGAGAUCAGUCAUUCGCGUGUGUUGUAUCAUUACAUUGCUUGCGGUUGGACUUUCGGCAAUGGAAUGUGAACGUAACUCCGUCAUUUCUAUCACAAGAAAGUCUCGAAACGUUGAUUCGUAAUGCAAUGCAUAGUAAAAACUUUGUCGAACUGCUGAGGAAGUUGGAAAUUGUAUUAACAAAUGCAUCACUCAUUAAUGGAUCAUUUGUACUAGGUGAUGAGAACUCUGAGAUGGAUGGUGCGUUACUGAAAGUCGAUAUGUCUUCAGUUCGACAGCUAUUUAAACUAUUAGACUCAAUCCAAUUGACAGAAGUCAAGCAAACAGUUGAACAUGUCUUCACUAUUCUCGUCCAUAAUCUUACGUCUCAUCAAUUGUCAAUCAUGGCGUGUCCUGAAUGCUUUCGAGUGUUCGUCAUUGUACCCGAAUGUGAGCUCUUUAUUCGGCCACUAAUUCACUGCAGGCUUAUCGGACAAUUUGCAUCUGCAAUCAUCUCUCUCAACGAAACACACAAGCAACUUAUCAGUGAAUGGUAUCAGAGACUAAGGCCGACAUUUUUUGAACGUGUUGUUUUGGUUUUUCACUGCUGUGUCAGUUUUAUUGUUGAUUUAGUUUCUCAACAGGCAGCGUUAACACACGAGAAUCUUAAGAAAUGUGAACACUACGAAGUUUUGGUUAGUUGUCUUAGUGUUCUCAGUUUCUGCAGUCAGAUUAAUGAGCAGUCGACUGGUUUGAUAUCACACAAAUUGUUUUAUGUGAAGCAGUUGAAUGAGGCACAAACGUUUGACUUAAACAGAGACUAUGUACAUUUUCUGAAGAAAGACUUCAGUCAACUUUCGUUUUGUCGUUUUUCAUUUGUCUACGAUAUGUGCACAAAGGCACAGUUGCUAAAGGCUGAUGCACACAUUCAAAUGCAAUCUGCGGUGCAUCAAGCUCAUAUACAGAACCUGCAAAGCUUGUUUCUAAACAACGUGCCACAGAGUGCUUAUCUUUUUAUGCGAGUUCGUCGGGAGAAUCUUUUGCAAGAUACACUGGACACGGUAGUUUACUAUUGCUCCGAGAACAUCAUGUUGUUCAAGAAACCAUUGCUGGUUACUUUUGUUGGAGAAGAAGGUCACGAUGCUGGGGGAGUCAAAAAGGAGUUUUUCCUCUUGUUGAUGCAGUCUCUCUUAAAUCCUGAUUUUGGCAUGUUUACUGUGUUUGAAGAAAGUCAACUGACUUGGUUUCUUGAGAAUUCUAUGGAAGAGUUGCAACUGUUUCGUCUUGUUGGUAUAAUUUGUGGGCUGGCUAUCUAUAACUCUGUUUUGCUACACACAAACUUUCCGCUUGCCGUGUACAAGAAACUUCUGGACAGAACUCCUAGACUUGAGGAUUUGGCAGAAAUAGAUCCAUCUCUCGGAAGAAGUUUACAAGGAAUGUUAGACUAUCAAGAAGAUGACUUUGAGGAUACCUUUAAUAUUUGUUUUCAAAUUGACAGACGAUCUUUUGGAGAGCUUCAGACGUUUGAUCUUGUGCCUGGUGGAGCGAGGAUAGCAGUGACGAAAUCAAACAGACAAGACUAUGUUGAUGCUUAUGUGGACUACGUGCUGAACAAGUGUGUUACCAGGCAGUUUGGUGCUUUUGCGGACGGAUUCAGACAUGUUUGCAGUGGGAAAGUACUGGAACUCUUGCAUCCAAAAGAAUUACAAGCGAUAGUGAGUGGUUAUCUGAUGUUUAAUUUGAAAGAGUUGGAAGAGAUUACAGAAUACGGAAACGGGUUCCACAGACAUCACUUUACUAUUGAGGCAUUCUGGGAAGUCGUACACGAACUUGGAGAAAGUCUGAGAAAAAAGUUUUUAAUUUUUCUAACUGGAUCUGAUCGGAUUCCAAUAACUGGAUUGAAAAGUAUGAAGGUUUAUAUUCAGAGAUGUGAUACUGGCGUUCAAGGCGAUCGUCUGCCUGUUGCACACACGUGCUUCAAUGUUUUGGAUCUUCCCGAGUAUGGGAGCAAGACUGUACUACGCGACAAACUUAUUAUGGCCAUAACACAGACGGAAGGUUUUGGUUUAGUAUAGUUUUUAUGACAACGGUAGAGCUCGCUAUCAACCUGUAAAUUGUGUUUGUAUUCUCUCCAUUUGUGUUGACUGCAUUUACGCUCACAAUAGUAUUUGAAUAAUUGUAGAGUAUAUUUGAGUUUGAUGCAUUGAA
Messenger RNA from Corticium candelabrum, 3448 nucleotides. RefSeq names its product probable E3 ubiquitin-protein ligase HERC4. The transcript has 31 exons. Gene Ontology annotation, molecular function: ubiquitin-protein transferase activity. The coding region runs from base 16 to 3315 and encodes 1099 amino acids. NCBI's taxonomy places the organism in Eukaryota, Metazoa, Porifera, Homoscleromorpha, Homosclerophorida, Plakinidae. The record is from RefSeq and is a predicted model, not a curated record.